Messenger RNA from Aspergillus wentii DTO 134E9, 2319 nucleotides. Its product is annotated as Zn(II)2Cys6 transcription factor. The transcript is spliced from 4 exons. The coding region runs from base 217 to 2247 and encodes 676 amino acids. Gene Ontology annotation, molecular function: zinc ion binding; DNA binding; DNA-binding transcription factor activity, RNA polymerase II-specific. Gene Ontology annotation, biological process: DNA-templated transcription; regulation of DNA-templated transcription. Lineage: Eukaryota; Fungi; Ascomycota; Eurotiomycetes; Eurotiales; Aspergillaceae. The record is from RefSeq and is a predicted model, not a curated record.
CCUUGCCCCGCAGAGGACAGGGAACGAUCAUCAUCGCCGGAGCUUCUCCUACAUUCUCUGUUCCCCUCUUGCUUCUGAUGAUUUUUAUCCUCGGUGUUUCUUGCAGAAUAUUGGCGACGUUGGACUUGGUUGACCACCGUGUCAACGGUCUUUCAACUGGUCAGGGGCACGACUGACGAUGCGCAUGAUGCAACUGCUCCAUAAGCAACUAUCAAUAUGUCUUCCAGAUCGAAUGUGACGAAACGCGCCUGCGAUGGAUGCAAGAUUCGAAAAAUCCGUUGCGGUGGUGGUAAUCCGUGCCCGGCUUGUGUCAACGCACGCAUCAAAUGCACUUAUAUUCGAGUCCAGCAAACUCGAGGCCCGCAGCGAAUACGUUCCACGACCAAAUAUUUGAUUGAGCAAGCACAGCGUGACUCUGAAGCUGAAGACAGCUCUCAGAGCGGAGAGUUGCUUGGAGUUGACAGCGCGCUGCCGCCUUCAUCCAAGCGGCGCAAAACAGAAAGAUCUCGGAUCCCAAAUAAUAUUAUCGCACCACCGUUGUAUAUAUACCAUGUACGCAUGUACCCUGUCUGGCCCAUCGUCGACGUCGAGGGCAUUGUAUCGGCACUUCAAGACACCAAAGGCGAGAGUCUUGAGACAUACGCAUUAGCAACGGCCGUUGCAGCUGCUACAAUCGCUCAGCUGAGACUGGGACAGAGCUCCCUUCCUGAUGAAACCAUUACCGCCGAUACCCUCGUGGCUGAAUGCUUGCGGGCACGCGAUUCGUGCAGAUACAGGUCCAAGGUUAGUCUGGACAAUGUGCGUACAGCAUUUUUCCUGCACGUUUACUACGAGAACCAAGAAUCUGGGGGGAGUGAGUCGUUAUUAUAUCUACGAGAGGCUAUUUCGCUUGCCCAGAUGAUGAACUUACAUCGCGAGGCUUCCUAUGCGGGUCUUUCAGAGGAUGAAAAGCAAAUCCGCCGCCGUGUGCUAUGGCUACUUUUUGUUACUGAGCGGGGAGUGUGUAUCCUCCAUAAGCUUCCUGUAGUCCUCAAAACCAACAUUCGCCCUCCCGAAGCCGAUGCGAACGAUGAACCGCAAGUCCUGCCGGCAUUCCUGAAACUCCUGAAUUUGUUUCGCCUUUUUGAACAGUCCAAAAUGUUCGAUAUAAUUGAGGAUGAAGAUCCAGAGACUCAAUCAAUUGCCGAUGAUAUUGGCAUUCUCGAUGGCGGGUUUCUUGAGAUGUUGCAGCAAAAGUUGCAGGACAGCUCUGUGCUAUUUGAUCACAUUUCCGACGUACAGAAAGCCGACUUGUGUGUCACCAGACACUGGAUGCGGAUGAUCUUGUGGAAGCUUUCUUUUAAGAAGAACCUUCUAUAUUCUUCAUCCCAGUGGCCUACAUCGCCAUCAUUUCCUGUGGCGGUGGCUAAGGAACUCUUGAAUAUGGUUUCUCAAUUGCCUCGACCAGCCAUUGAGGCCCACGGGCUUGGAAUGGAAUUAAAGCUAUACGAAAUUGCCAGCUCUCUUGCGGAUGCUGUCAUGAAUCUGGCCAUGCUCCCUCGGGCCCCCGAUUGGGACUCUGAAAGCCGUCCUAGUAAUAUCCUAUCUCGACUACACUCGAUUCUUUCCACUUUUCGUGGGGGAGGAAAUAAAACCCUGGUCGAUAUGCUGUAUAGAAAAAUGGCAGAAGCUCAGUCGAGGAGUGGCCCUUUGUUGGCAAAGUCUCUGCGAGUGCCACAGCAGUCGACCCGGAACGAGUUGGCCUCUGACGGUCCCUCACAAACCGAAGAAACUGCUCUUACACAGCCUGACCCUUGUGAAUUUGAGCACUUCAUUGCUGUAAUCGAAACACCACCGGCCCAUAGAAUAGAUCCUUCGCUUCAGCCGGGUGAUGAUGAAUUUACCCGUAUGCAACGGCAUCUGCAGCUAGGACAGACUCAGCUGCAUGAUGAUCAUAGCUACCAAACCACACUAAACGAUGCAACGGAAUGCGGGUUUGGCGAAGCAACGCUAAAUCCGUCCUAUGUAGCUUAUCCUGCAUGCAGUCAAGAUCCUGGCUAUAUGGCACAGUCCCCACCUACAAUACUUGAAACGGGGAAUACGCCCACGCUAUCACCUUCUUGGCCAGCCCACAGCUCGGUGGAGAUGAUGAUUGGGGACUUUAUAUCGCAGAUCCCGGACGGAAGGUUCCCGGAUGAGAGUACGGUGGGGAGCUUUCUGACGAGUGACGAUUUUACGAGGGAGGUUGUGGAUGCCAAUCAGGCUUGACGACCUGGCCAUAAUGCAUGCUACAGCUUUUGUGUAUGGGAGAUUGGACCAGUUUGGGAAGCAUUUCAUACU